AUGCAAGAUGUAAAAACCGAAUAUAUGUUUAUGGAGCUUGUUAUACGGCGUGCUUAUGAAUCAAGCAGGAACAACAGCAAUUAUCUUAUUGCUUUAGUUUUAACUACAAAAUUUAAUUCAUUAACUUACGACAUGUCAUCAAGGUCAUCAACAUUCACAACAAAAGACAGACAUAGGCAGCUAUUUUUGUUUGUUGUUGUCUUAUGCAACAAUAAACAAAUUCAUGGCGAUCGGAAGGCAUAA
This is a messenger RNA of Clunio marinus, 243 nucleotides long. NCBI's taxonomy places the organism in Eukaryota, Metazoa, Arthropoda, Insecta, Diptera, Chironomidae. The record is from the annotation of a GenBank genome assembly.